Messenger RNA from Callorhinchus milii (elephant shark), 3244 nucleotides. RefSeq lists its product as uncharacterized. The record is from RefSeq and is a predicted model, not a curated record. Bases 1 to 2637 code for a protein of 878 amino acids. Gene Ontology annotation, cellular component: membrane. The transcript is spliced from 12 exons. NCBI's taxonomy places the organism in Eukaryota, Metazoa, Chordata, Chondrichthyes, Chimaeriformes, Callorhinchidae.
AUGGACGUUCAGUUGUGCGCUCGGGGGCCCGGUGCGCUCGGGGGCCCGGUGCGCUCGGGGGCCCGGUCGCUCGGGGGCCCGGUGCGCUCGGGGGCCCGGUGCGCUCGGGGCCCGGUGCGCUCGGGGGCCCGGUGCGCUCGGGGGCCCGGUGCGCUCGGGGGCCCGGUGCGCUCGGGGGCCCGGUGCGCUCGGGGGCCCGGUGCGCUCGGGGGCCCGGUGCGCUCGGGGCCCGGUGCGCUCGGGGGCCCGGUGCGCUCGGGGCCCGGUGCGCUCGGGGGCCCGGUGCGCUCGGGGCCGGUGCGCUCGGGGGCCCGGUGCGCUCGGGGGCCCGGUGCGCUCGGGGGCUCGGUGCGCUCGGGGGCCCGGUGCGCUCGGGCUCCGUUUCAGCUCGGGCUCCGUUUCAGCUCGGGCUCCGUUUCAGCUCGGGCUCCGUUUCAGCUCGGGCUCCGUUUCAGCUCGGGCUCCGUUUCAGCUCGGGCUCCGUUUCAGCUCGGGCUCCGUUUCAGCUCGGCUCCGUUUCAAGCUCGGCUCCGUUUCAGCUCGGGCUCCGUUUCAGCUCGGGCUCCGUUUCAGCUCGGGCUCCGUUUCAGCUCGGGCUCCGUUUCAGCUCGGGCUCCGUUUCAGCUCGGGCUCCGUUUCAGCUCGGGCUCCGUUUCAGCUCGGGCUCCGUUUCAGCUCGGGCUCCGUUUCAGCUCGGGCUCCGUUUCAGCUCGGGCUCCGUUUCAGCUCGGGCUCCGUUUCAGCUCGGGCUCCGUUUCAGCUCGGGCUCCGUUUCAGCUCGGGCUCCGUUUCAGCUCGGGCUCCGUUUCAGCUCGGGCUCCGUUUCAGCUCGGGCUCGUUCAGCUCGGGGCUCCGUUUAUCCCCGUUUCAGCUCGGGCUCCGGUUUUUCAGCUCGGGCUCCGUUUCAGCUCGGGCUCCGUUUUCACCGCUCCGUUUCAGCUCGGGCUCCGUUUUCACCCCAGCUCGGGGUCGGUUUCAGCUCGGGCUCCGUUUCAGCUCGGGGUCCGUUUCAGCUCGGGGUCCGUUUCAGCUCGGGGUCCGUUUCAGCUCGGGGUCCGUUUCAGCUCGGGGUCCGUUUCAGCUCGGGGUCAGUUUCAGCUCGGGUCACACUCCUCUGAUGCCGGCGUCAUCUGCUCAGAUGUUUUGAGGCUGGUGAAUGGCGGCAGCCCGUGUGCCGGGAGAGUGGAGGUUUACCACGAUGGACAAUGGGGCACAGUGGAUGGCUACGGCUCUGGUGACAGUGGUUGGGAUAUGGCGGACGCGGCUGUGGUGUGUAAGGAGUUGGGCUGUGGAGCCGCGCUGUCAGCAUCAGGAGACGCUCACUUUGGCGAAGGCUCAGAUCCCGUUGUGACGUGGGAUGUUCGUUGCAGAGGGAGUGAGUCUACUCUGAGGGAUUGUCAGUCACAGCCCUGGGGUGGUGGCUAUUCCUGGCCACACACCUAUGAUGCCGGCGUCAUCUGUACAGAACCGCUCCAGAAACCCACCAUUUCCCUGAAGCCAGAUUCACGGGUGUUUGUGAGAGGGGAAAGCGCUGAGAUCUCAUGUUCUGGAAAUUAUCCAGGCAGUAAUUUCUCUUUAUACAGAGAAGAGAAGUUCAUCGCAUCACAGUCGGCUCCUGAGAAUAACAACACGGCAACAUUCGCCCCAUCGGAGAUCUGUGCAGGAAAUUAUUGGUGUAAAUAUGCUAAACAUUUGGACGCACGCGAGCUCACAUCACCAGAGAGCGAUCGAGUGGGAAUCUCUUUGUGGGAUCCGCUCCAGAAAGCCAAAAUUUCGCUGAAGCCAGAUUCCCGAGUGUUUGUGAGAGGGGAAAGCGCUGAGAUCUCAUGUUCCGGAAAUUAUCCAGGCAGCAAUUUUUCUUUAUACAGAGAAGGGAAGUUGCUCUCAUCACAGUUCGCUCCUGAGAAUAACAACACGGCAACAUUCGCCCCAUCGGAGAUCAGUGCAGGAAAUUAUUGGUGUAAAUAUGCUAAACAUAUAGACGCACGCGAGCUCACAUCACCAGAGAGCGAACGAGUGGGAAUCUCUUUGUGGGAUCCGCUCCAGAAAGCCAAAAUUUCGCUUAAGCCAAAUUCCCGGGUGUUUGUGAGAGGGGAAAGAGCUGAGAUCUUAUGUUCUGGGAAUUAUCCUGGCAGCAAUUUCUCUCUGUACAGAGAUGAUGCGUUUAUCAUAUCACAACCAGCUCCAGAGAAUAACAACACGGUAACAUUCAUCCUAUCGGAGAUCAGUGCAGCAAACUACACGUGUAAAUAUACUACACAAAUAGACGGACGAGUGUUUACAUCAAUAGCGAGCGAGCGUAUGGGAAUCACUGUGCGCGCAAAUUGGACCUGGAAGCACAUUACAGGAUUGGCUGCGGGGAUUGUCGCUGCGUUAAUGAUAAUUGUGUUACUACUGGGAAUCAGUGAAUAUAAAAAAGGUAAACAGCACAGUUCAAGUGGGGAAAGGAACGUACCCACGGGAGGCGGCCCUGAACCGAGCAACGUCACCUAUGCUGUGGUGAGAAAGGUUCCCCGGUCGGUGCCUCCAAUGAAUGCUGACAUCAUCUACGCCAAUCUGAUGUUGGGAAACAGGAUUGAGAAUGGCCAUGAAAACAGUGAGAAUGAUGGUCCAAUCUACGCCACAGUCAGAGUGUAGCACGGAGGCCGGUGGCCAUCUCCUCGCUCCAGCUCCUCAUCAGCAACUAUAUUCAAUACCAGCUUCAGUUUGACGACAACGGGUCACUCACUGCACUUGUCUCCCUGACAUGGGUGGAGAUUGAGUUACAGACUCAGACAGAAUGAGUGAGUGAGUGUGAAUGAGUUAGAGAGAGAGACUGAGAAAGAUAUAAUGAGACUGAGGGUGAGAGACGGAGCGAGAGAUUGAGAUGUAUUGAAACGGAGAGGAACUGAGUGAUAAUGUGUGUGAGAGAGUGAUUGAAUGAGACUGAGUGGGAAACUGAGUGAGAGAAGGAGAUAGAGUGAGACAUCGGGACUGCCUGCGAGAAAGAUUGUGUGAAAGAGAGAGUGUGUGUGUGUGUGUGUGUGUCAGAGAGAGAGAGAAAAGGACUCAGUGAGGGACACCGCGAGAAUCAGAGACUAAAAGAAAGAUAACGAGAGUGAGAGUCUGUGUGGUAGAGGGAGAGAGAGUAAAAGAGAGGAAGGCAGGUUGUGAGAGAGAUGGAGAGACAAAGGACGAGGGGUGUGAGUGAAAGUUUGUAUCAGAAAUAUUAGUGCUUAUUCUACUGGAUGGCACAACAGUGAGC